GUUGCAACAAAGCACAACAAAACAAAAACAAAUGACGUAGGAAAGGUUUCAAACACCUCUCCUCUUCAAUAUCUCUUUCCCCUACUCCAAAUUCUGUUGUCUCAAUAUCUCUCUUUUUUUUCAGUGAAAGAAUGCACCAAUGAAUGGUAGUUUGGGCUGGAUAAAGGAAUAACUUCAGGGAUGGGAGGUUGCUGCUGUUCUUCCAGAAAAGCUCAUCUGCAUGGAACACCUGUCUAUUACUAUUGUCCACCGAUUCUGGAAGAGCAUGAGUCCUUGAGAUCUCAUGAUGGUGCAGCCUCUGCACUUACUGCUGAAUUCCUGGUUGAUUUUGGUCUGGAUGCAUCAACUCCUGACACUUACCGAGCCCCUCCUGCACCUUUGCCAUAUGAUUUGGUCUUGGGAUAUCCACAAUCAACAGAAUCUGAGUCUGCCAGAGGAACAGUUAGUGGCGAUAGCUUUGAAACUUUGACUACAUGUGAAGAUCUUGAGGAAUCAGAUUGCAAAGCUCAAGCCAAUUCUUUGUGUGUCUCACCAAGGAAGUUAGAUGCUCCAAAUUUUAAUGAACGUAAUGUAUCUGUAGCAAAAGAAGAUAUUUGUCCCAAUGUAUCUGUAGCAGAAGAAGGUGCUUGUCCCAAAGUAUCUGUAGCAGAAGAAGAAGAUGUCUGUCCCAUUUGUCUUGAAGAGUACGAUGCUGAAAAUCCAAAUAUUAUCACGAGAUGUGAACACCACUUUCACCUCUCAUGCAUUCUUGAAUGGAUGGAAAGAAGUGAUGCAUGCCCAAUAUGUGAUCAGGAAAUGACUUUUGAAAAUAGCUGUAAUUAGUUGCUCAUAUUCUCUUUCAAGACACAAGUUUCUUAGCUGUUUGCAACCAAGCUUGCCAACUCAGUGCCAAAGAUGCAUGGCAGUUGUUUUGUUUUGUAAUUGAUCAUUUGGUGAUGCCCCCCAGAUUUAUUUGUAGUUUGGUGAAAGUCAUAUACAAAAGUGAAAUGUCGUUUAAUUCCAUUGUUCCCAUACCCAAAAUUGAAGUAGAGAAAUUAAGUUAUCGAACGUGAAAAAUAGUGCCUUGGUCCUCCAUCUCUUCUUCAUUGCUUUAUCCUGGGCCAGUUUUCAGAUAUGUCUCCAGAUUAAUAGGAAUUUAGAUUCAAAGGAAAAGGAAAAUAAUGGCACGGCUGGCUAGCAUGUUGAUUUGCUAGAUUUUCUCCUCCCUGUACAGAUUAUAGUGCUUUUUGUUUGUUUUUGUAUCAGUUGUAUGCAUAGAUUUGUUUUGUCUAUUGUAUAAUUGUUUCGUAAAUAGUCAUUUUAACUUUGGAUGGGUAUGACAUUGGUGAAUUAGAUUGGCUUGUAAAAUGUAUGGAAUGAGAAUGACCAGUUAGAUGUAUACUACUUUGUUGAAGUAGAACCACUGUCUGCAGCUUUAGCUUCCAAAUAUUCAUGUAGCCUUUUCUGGCAAUGGGAUAUAUAUUUUUAAAGUUCUUCAAUCUUUUUCCUUUCAGAGGUUUAUGAUUCAAGGUUAUAAUUUUGAACA
Messenger RNA from Quercus lobata, 1525 nucleotides. RefSeq names its product RING-H2 finger B1A (gene RHB1A). The coding region runs from base 181 to 822 and encodes 213 amino acids. Gene Ontology annotation, molecular function: ubiquitin-protein transferase activity. The transcript is spliced from 5 exons. Lineage: Eukaryota; Viridiplantae; Streptophyta; Magnoliopsida; Fagales; Fagaceae. The record is from RefSeq and is a predicted model, not a curated record.